CUAAACACCUAAACAUACAAAAGAGAGGUAAAUGUUUAAAUACAGUAUUUACUAUACAGUACUAUAUAAUAUAUUCACGUUGGAUUGCGUUGUACAAGAAACUUUCAGCCGCACUUUUUCGGCAUUCCUUUCCUCUGUGGCACACAGCACACAAGCACACAUGCCGUCUUCGGCCUUAUUUCCGAUUUCUAUGAUUAUAAUUAAUAUUUCUACUGCUACAGACUGAUGUCACAAAAUAAAGUUGAUAAGCAGCACCUCGACCCGACUCAUCACGGCUUGAACGGUCCCGCAUAAUCCGGAAAGUACCCCGUUAACCCCGGAAUGGCCAGCCCUAGGCAAGAUUUGGUCCGUGAUGACUCAGAGUCUCUACGUGAAGACGAUGCUGUUGUUAUACUUGGCCGUAAAGACAAGGGCAAAGCUCCUAUAAGGGUCCAUAGGGAUUUCGUUGACGGGAGAUAUCCUCAGAAUACAGAGAUACCUAAUGCAAACCCGCAUCCGCACACAGACCCUACAAAUUCCCAAUGUCGAAGUCGAAAUGAGAACCUGGAGUCCCCCGAAUCCUCUGCUGCAUCUAGCGUACUUAAUGAACCAUUAUCCGAGUAUGGCAUCAAACUAAAGACCCAGCUGCUGUCCCCCAGACCUAGUCUCGAGGCAUUAAGCGUAGAAUCAGACUGUGAAAGCUUUAGGACGGCAUCGCCCAAGCUAUAUCUAGACGAUGAUGACCAAGAGCGGGAGCAAAAGCAAGGACGGAAACAGGAGCAGCAGAGGCAGGAAGAAGCAGAAUCGGAUCACGAACCGGAGCCGCAGCCGCACCCGUACCCGGCCGACCAAGAUCCGGCUGCAAGUGGGCCACACACUAACGAGGAAGAAGCCGAGUCGCCGACUUUUCGGCCGCCCAGGCUCGGAGAUCCCGGGUGGGAGAAAUCAGCGGAUCGGCCGCCGAAGAAGCUACCUAUUCGAUUCAAAGAUGCCGUGGGCCGUAAAUUUAUCUUUCCUUGGGAAAAGGCUAAGACCUGGGCGGGCAUGGAACGUCUAAUCCGAAAUUGCUUCGUCUAUGUCGACGUGAUCGGACCUCACGUCAUCAAGGGGCACUACGAUCUCUUCACCUUUCACCUCCCUUUCUCGACAGAUACCGGCUUUGAAAUGGCUCCCCAGGCUGCUGCGUCAGAACCGGCAGGCGUGCAACAACAUCCCGGGAUAGAAGCUCAUAUGGCCGGUUCAUCGAAUCAUCCUCCAAUCCCGCAUGCUCCGACCCCGCCGCCGGCUCCGACGCUCACGCCCAUAGAACAAUCAGCCGUCACCAUCCUACCCGAGCUCUGGGAGGAUCUGGUCGAGCCAGGCAUGUUUAUACUGAUGCAGAUGUGGCCCAUGGCACCUCCGGCCUUGCCCCCUCCGCCAAUGCAACACCCUCCCCCUGGCCCUCCCGGCAUCCUAGGUGGUUAUGUUGGCGGCAGAGGCCGAGGCAGGGGUAGUGGUGGGGGAAGGGGCAUGGGUCCGCCUCUGGGACCACCGCCUGGGUGGAUGGUGGUGGAAAGACCGCCGAAGCCGAGAGGCAAGACGCGGAAGCGGCGGGAUGGUCCGUAGAUGUUAUACGAUAACUAUACGAUAUACGAGGUUAUUUAUUUAUUUAUUUAUUUUUACGGUAGAGAGGUGUAUGGUUACGGGGGCUAAAGUGAGUUAGAAUGGUGCAGUUCUAUGCAUUGAAACCAUUUUAGGUGGGGGGAGUAAGUAAGUGAGCGAUCACUGUUUGUUUAUUUGUUUGAUUUACUUGGGGAUCAAUAUAUCUAUCUUAUGUAACGUGGGUGGUAUGUACCAUAGUGGGAAAAUGCGCGGGGCAAC
Messenger RNA from Daldinia vernicosa, 1839 nucleotides. RefSeq lists its product as uncharacterized. The transcript is spliced from 3 exons. The coding region runs from base 322 to 1584 and encodes 420 amino acids. Lineage: Eukaryota; Fungi; Ascomycota; Sordariomycetes; Xylariales; Hypoxylaceae. The record is from RefSeq and is a predicted model, not a curated record.